Messenger RNA from Spodoptera exigua (beet armyworm), 1975 nucleotides. Lineage: Eukaryota; Metazoa; Arthropoda; Insecta; Lepidoptera; Noctuidae. The record is from the annotation of a GenBank genome assembly.
GCGCGGGCCAGCGCCCCGCGCAGCGCGCCCGCCGCCGCCGCCCCGCUCGCCCACACGCACACGCCGCACGCCUCCGUCACGCGGUCCUGCACUUUGAUCUUGCCAUCAGCUAUGGAGCCUUUUUUAACAGCAGUAACGUAUAUGCUGCAGUCGUUGGGAUAGUAGGGCUCCUCCCGGCCUCCAGCCAGUUCGAAACCCAACUCCCCGUCCUUGCCCAAACCGGACAACUCUACGUCGAUUAUUUCCCAUUCGAAGUCCUGAAUAUCAGUAUCGACAGCGGAGUCCCUCGAGUGUGUAUGCCUCCUGCAGUCUUUGCGAUCAUCGUCUUCCGUUAUCGUGGACCGUUUGUCUUUACCCUCCUUCUUGUUGCCAUGGCGACGGGCGCAAGUCCUAUCCCAUAGAGGAGCGUCUGCCAAUUCACCUACCAUUUGGUCGCGUUCCUUUCUCAGUCGAUUACAGAGUGCUUUCACGCUCUCUCGCUCUUGCAAUAGCUUGUCUCUCUCUGAGAAAGCCCAGUCUCGUCGCCGUUUCGAUACCUCGGCUUCCCUCUGCGCGUCUGCGAGUUCGGCCUGCAGCCUGUCGAUCUGCUUGCGCAGGCGCUCCAGUUCCUGGUUGGCCUGCUCCAGGUUGUCCACGCGCUCCUUGUCCACGCCAUCCACCACCAUGCCCACUAGACCUUGCAACUUAUCCAAUGAUGGAUCAUUGGAGUGUUGACCGUUCAGAAAUCCGUCAUUGCCCACACCACUUGCUAGCCCCAAGUGGUGGUACGCCGAGGUGUCUUGUCUGGACUUCCCUAGUGUAGAUGUGUUCUGUGGUGUCUUGAGGUCCGUGCACUCUUUGAUGGCGCGGUCCCGGUCCACCAGUGCAGACUCGAUCUCGCGACGGAGACUUUCCGCCUGUAGUGCAGUGGCCCUCUGUUCCUCCCUGGAGGCCUGUAGCGCGGACUCCAGCGCGGCCACUCGUUUGAGGGCCGCCUGCAGGUCGUCGGACAACUUCUCCAUCUCUUUGUGUACUGUGUCCCUCUCACUCAUGAUGAGCGUGUACUCUGCCAUGGCGGCGUUCCUCUCGUCAGUGAGGCGCUUGAUGUCAGCCCUCUCCCGCGCGCCCCCCUCCCACUGCCGGACCACGUGCGCUACUUGUUGCUUCAGGGCGUUGCGCUCCCGGAUAACAGCAUUCCUCUCUUGCGUCAAAUCAUGACACUGUGUUUUCAGUCUGCUAUUCUCUUCCUGCACGAUUCGGAGUUUUUCCAGCGUAGUAUUGUGCGUUUCUAUUAGGUCGUCGUAUCUCUUUUGAAAACAGUCAAGUUCCUCUUUGAGUGCUUCAUAUUUCCUUAGAGUGUGGACGAGGGCGUCGGAGCUGCCCUCUGGGUUGCUGGUCUGUUGCAAGUGUUGUACCUCGCGCUCCAAGCGCUGGUUGUCAUUAAGCAGGUCUCCGUACUUGCCGCGGAGGCUGCUAGCCUCCUGCGCAGAUACCUCCAGCUGGUUCAUAGCUGCUCUGUGCUGGCCGCGGAAGUACUCCAACUCCUUCAUAACAUGUUCGCAGCGACGCGAGGUCUCCGUAUGCUGACGGCGCAGCUGGUUGAGCUCAUGCAGGGCUUUCUCGCAUUGCUGCUUCAAGCUCUCAUUGGUCUGUUUGUUAAUGACGUCAUACUGCAGCGGCUCGUAGGGGCCGCUCAUCACGUGCGCGCCGUGAGACUUCACCGUGUAGUUUUGUUUCUCGUAGCACUGGUUCGAGCUCAAAACUUCAUACUCGAUGGGGAUAGGGAUCGUCGGCAGCUGAGCUACGUUGUGACGCUCCGUGCUCACGUAAUUGUGGGAUAUUGAUUCAUUACUGCCAUUACUCUCUAAAGAUGAAGUCCCAGAUGCCAUAAUAUGUCUUAUUGAUUAGAAUUGUACAUCCAUUGUUCCACUACGGCGCUAGACAUUGGGUCCUUUUUUAGCAAGGCAAAUGAAUGAAUGAAUGACGGACGUCGGAC